Molecule: messenger RNA, 4271 nt
Organism: Lethenteron reissneri (Far Eastern brook lamprey)
Lineage: Eukaryota; Metazoa; Chordata; Hyperoartia; Petromyzontiformes; Petromyzontidae
Gene: HECTD2
Product: HECT domain E3 ubiquitin protein ligase 2
Biological process (GO): protein polyubiquitination
Molecular function (GO): ubiquitin protein ligase activity
Source: RefSeq, a predicted model, not a curated record
GGGGUCCCUGUUCUGUUGGUGGGGGGGUCCCCGUCUUGUCGAGGGGGUCCCUGUACUGUUGGGGUCACGGAGACGAGAGAGAGGCUGAGGCAGGCAGGGAGGGAGUUUAAUUCGACGAAGGUGGAAUUCAUUGAUCGCCGCUGUCGCGUCGCGUUAGUCGCGCGUGCAGCGUCGACCUCCAGGGGCUGUGGUGGUGGUUGUGGUGGUGGUUGUGGUUGUUGUGGUGGUUGUUGUUGUGGUGGUUGUCAUCGCCCUGUCGACUGAUUGCGCGAGCCGCAAGUUGAACGUGGAGUGUCGCAGCGCGCACCGUCGCCACUCGCGUUCGUCGCUUCACGGUGUUUGUGGUGCCGACAACAACACCACCACCAACACCACCACCACCUCCACCACGACGCCGUCGUGAGCGUUGUUGACACGCGAUCGUCAACGCCGACCGGCGCACGCGUGCACAUGGCGCAGCAUCAUCGUCACGGCGACAUAUCAACACCCACAGCGCCGCCGAACCGCUGAUAUCGGCGCACGAAGUUCACCGCAGAUCGAUUAUCAGUCGAUAUGCGCGCACCGUCUGUUACCCAUCACGAACGUAGGGUGCAGUGCGUGACUUUCACCUUCACUCGCGUCACGGCCACUGGAUAAUCGUGACAUUUAAUGAAGAGAUUGUGCAAUCGAUAGAAUCGCGCGAAAUCACUGAUUUUGCAUUGAUCGCACAAUCACGCGGCACUUAAAUCGUCGCACACGUACAGCGGCUUAAGCACCUCCAAUUAGCACGGUUGGCUACGUACGGUGCGAACGAAGUCCAACGUGCGUGCGCACAUCUUAGAGCGGACCCGAGACACCGCAGGGGGCAACCCCUCUCCUCCCUCGCCACGACGCGGUCCCCGGGACAUGCGGGGCCCAUGGAGGCACGAGGAGACGUGGGCCCCGUGGGGGGACGAAGAGGACGGGACACGGGCCCCGUGGAGGUGCGAGGAGGAGCACGACCCGGUGGAGGGGACACGGGGACCAGGGAGGGGCAGGGGGAAGGCUCGCACCGGGACCCCAAGGGGAACCGGCGCCCGAGGCCUGACCCUUCUCUCUCCUCGCCCCCGCGGGCCCCGCGUCUCCCCUCGCCCUUCGGGGGUCGCGAGGAGGAGCCACGGACCCCGCGAGGCUCGGGCCCUGGAAGCAGCAGAGGGGGGGAGCGGCGGCGCCGGAGGCGACAGCGGGAGGAGUCCGGGAGGCUGCCCCCACUGGGGCCGGGCACACGGGGAAUGCUCACCUCUCCCUACCUGCCGGAGCUGAGCAACGGCGAGACAGACGAGGAUCGCACAAGGAGCCUGGGACGUCUAUCGCUCCCGGCUCCCCCCUGCCUCUUCCAGGCGGCUCCAGGGCAGGAGCUGCCUGACAUCCGAGCACAGAAGAGCAGGGCGUCUCCUCACGUCCCGCGGUACAGGACCGCACGCCAGUUCGUCGAGGAUGUGGAGAGUGCCCAGGGAAGCGGCGACUGGAGUCUCGUGCGGGAGUUCUACGCCCGCACCUUCGACUCCUUCCAGGAGGUGAACUCGGCUUUUAAGAAAGAGCUACACAUGGGACUGGAUGGAGCAGGAGUCCACAUUGCGUUACUCGAUGCGGUCUACGAUGUCAUCCUGUACACGCCCGCAGAGGUGCAGAAGGCCGCGCUGAAGGGAAUCAUCAACAGCCUGCUGCGCGAGUGGAGGGGACCGAGGACUAAAGAUGAUUUGCGAGCAUACUUCAUCCUGUUGCAGAACCCACAGUUUGGACAGAGUAGCACGUGUGUCAUUUUUGCGCACGUGCUGCGCCAGGUGUCGGCACUGCUGCUCCCUGAGCAGCGCACGCUCGUGCACUGGCUGCACCGGCUGCACAUCUCGCGGUUCCGGGCGUUGCUCGGGCAGCUGCACGCGCUGGUGACGCUGCGCAUGAGCCAGGACGAAGGUGCUCAGCUCCCGCCGCCAGCCAAGAGCAGCUGGUGGAUCCCGGCUGCCGUGCGCGUCACGGCCUUGCUCUAUGCAGCCAAUGUGCUGGGUGCAUCCCCUCGGCUGCCCUACUCCGAGUUCUACAAUUCUUCUCUCGACCACGUGGACCUGACCCAGGAGUACCUUGCUUGGCAGUGCAACCCACGUGCCAAAAGGUUCUCAUUUUGCCAGUUUCCAUGGAUGCUGUCCAUCCACGCCAAGAAGGCCAUCAUCCAGCAGGACUCGGAGCAGCAGAUGGUCACCAUGGCCAGGCGCAGCGUGGUGGAGCGCGUCUCACGCCGGGAGCGGCCCGACGUCGACUCGCUGUUCCUCACCCUGAGAGUGCGACGUGCACACCUCGUGGUCGACUCACUCAGCGAGCUGGCACGCAAGCGUGCCGAGCUGAAGAAGAAGCUGCGUGUGGAGUUUGUUGGCGAGGUGGGGCUGGACAUGGGCGGCCUCACCAAGGAGUGGUUCCUGCUGCUCAUCCGACAGGUCCUGCGCCCUGACUACGGAAUGUUCGUGUACCACAGGGAGGCACGCUGCUACUGGUUCCGCAGCUUCAACUGCGACAACUACUCGGAAUUCUCUCUCAUCGGGACCCUGAUGGGGCUCGCUGUGUACAACAGCAUACCCCUGGACCUUCACUUCCCGCUGUGCUGCUACCGCAAGCUACUGAGCCCGCCGCUGGCGCCCAGUGAGCCCGGCGUGCCCGUGGGGCUCUGCGCGCUCACGCUCGGCGACCUGGGCUGCGUCAUGCCGGAGCUGGCACGCGGGCUGCAGGAGCUGCUUCUGUACGAAGGCGACGUGGAAACAGACAUGUGUGCUACCUUCCAGGUUUCAAGCGAUGAGUUUGGUUCUGUGAGAAGUCACGAGCUGUGUCCAGGAGGUGCCUCCAUCCCUGUCACCAAUCUGAACCGAGACGAGUUUGUGGCCAUGUACGUGGAUUACCUUCUCAACACGUCGGUGUGCCAGCGGUUCGCUGCCUUCUACCACGGCUUCCACAGCGUGUGCACCUCUCCGGCACUCGCAAUGUUGCGUGCGGAGGAGGUGGAGACGCUCGUGUGCGGCUCCGCGACCCUGGACCUCCGGGCCCUGCAGUCGGCCACCGAAUAUGAGGGCUACACCGCCAGCGACCCCACCGUGCGGUAUUUCUGGGAGGUGGUGCACGAAUUCGCCCUCGACCUGCAGAAACGCCUCCUGCACUUUGCGACGGGAAGCGACCGGGUGCCAGUGGGCGGUGUGCAGGAGCUGCACUUCAAGAUUUCGCGCAUCCACGUGCCCACCGACUGGCUGCCCGUGGCGCACACAUGCUUUAAUCAGCUGUGCCUGCCCCCGUACCGCUCUCGCCGCUCCCUGCGGACCAAGCUGUGCAUCGCCAUCUCCAACUCGGAGGGCUUCGGCCUCGAGUGACCGACCAAGAGGCGUCUCGGAAGCCAGUGCCUGGAUGGGCGGCCUCCACGCCUGGACGGUGUUACGGCGCCACGUUGUGUGCGGCGAUGGGCAGCGAUGGGCAGCGCAGAAACAUUCGCCGGUUUUGCCGAAUCGUGUUUCUUACGCUCCCUCGUCUACGCCGUCUGCCUCCACCGGCACGCACUGGGCAGCAUUGUGGGCAAAGGCCCGUGGGCCCCCAGUACAGUUGCACGGCCUGAGCACUCGACAGUUCAUGCCGCUGCGGACCACCAUCGCGAUGGUGUGUUGAAGUUCAGUAGUGUCUGGUUGUGUUGCAGUAAAACCCCGCUGCCCGUCCCAGUGGUCCCGUAGCUGUUUUGUAUAAACUCCCUCACUACCCUCCGUGUUUUACUCGGGUAGAGCGGUGCUGCGGUGGUUCGUGCACCGCUCUAGUUACCCAGCGACCAGAGUUCAAUUCCCGGCCAUGACCAACGUCCGUUGCGAGCGAUGUCCGAACCGGUGCUUGACCCCCACUUCGCCAACCCGCACUGACCAGCGUGGUGAAGUAUGGUCAAACGAUCCCCAUGAAUGACGUGGCAUGGGGAGGCCUUUUAGCCAGCAGUAAGGACAGUACGUGGGUUAUUCGUGUGGCUAUCAAACCACAAAUGCUACACUAAGGCGUAGAGUGACAAAGCCCUGUAAAUAAUGUAUUUUCCGAAACACAGUUUGCAAAUAUAUUAACGUAUAAUUAUAUAUAUAAAAGAUAAAUAGUUGCCGCUUUGAAGAUACAGAGGUCAGUGAUGAAACACGCUCGUCUCUUCUUCACACUGGGAAUGUUACAUUGUGUUUUUCACUUUUAAUCUGGCAAAGCGUGAGUACAGGAGGCAUGCCAAGUGCACUUUGUUGCCACCUCUAAUAAACUUGGUG